This is a messenger RNA of Pochonia chlamydosporia 170, 1116 nucleotides long. RefSeq lists its product as hypothetical. Lineage: Eukaryota; Fungi; Ascomycota; Sordariomycetes; Hypocreales; Clavicipitaceae. Bases 1 to 1116 code for a protein of 371 amino acids. The transcript has a single exon. The record is from RefSeq and is a predicted model, not a curated record.
AUGCGUUGCGCCUUGUCGUUGGCCAUGCUGGCCAUGUCCAUGGCUUCUGUGACUGAGGCUCGCUUUGGCCGGUUAAUAUCACGACAAAACACCAACGAGUGUUGCCCUUGCCCGGCACCCGGCCAGCAAACCAAUGUACCCAGUACAGUUACUGUUACACAGCCUGCGCAGACUGUUUAUGUCAGUAAUGCUCAGGAGACCCCCAAGCAAACCGUCACGGUCGAAAAGACUGUGACUGCGGAACCUAGCACUGUUUAUGUGUCCCAACCUGGCAAUUCUCCUUCCAAUAUGCCACCAGAAGCGAGCCAGGUGGUUGUUACUGUGUCGCCGCAGCCGAUGCCGUCGCAGCCGUCUCAGCCUCAAACUGUCACUGUUGUGCCAGGCAAUUCGUCACCUGCAGGUCAAGCCGAGCCGUCUGUUAUCACCAAGACUAUUCAACCUGAAGCUCCAGAGCAAGCAGAGCCUCAGACAGUAACAGUCAACGCGAAGCCGCCUACCAAGGUUGCCACGGUCGUGACGGUGACCCAGGGGCUUCCGCCAUCCAACGCACCUGAACUGCCAAGUGUUGUCACUGUUACCCAAGGCUUACCGUCUUCCGAGGCACCGCAGUCACCGAGCGUUGUCACUGUUACCGCAAGCUCUUCGCAGCAGCCCUCUCCGCAAGCUGAGGGGCCCAAGACUGUCGUUGUCACUGUGCAGCCGAGCCCUGCAACAACGGUACCAGCUACUGUCACGGCACCGCCUCAGGUUCAGACAGUUGUCCAGAGCGUUGACCACUAUUCAACUUUGACCAAGACGGUAGCUGGGGGCGGUGGCGACAAUGUUGAAAUAAUAAUUAUCAACAUCUUCACUGGAGAAACAUCUUGCAAGAAGAAGCACAGCGGAAAGCCUUGCCACAGCAACGGACAACACCACGUCCCACCGGCCGCCUCUGGAUCGUCUGGAAUCCCAUGUCCUAUUGUCAACGCCACGACAAGCGUUGCAACGGUUUAUAAUACGGUUCUGGUCACUCUGCAACCAGGCAAUGGCACCGGAGCUGCUCAGGCUACCACGUCCCAGAAGCCUAUGUCCAUGGGGCGUUUGCCACGCGCCCCAGUAACAUUGAUGAAGUGGUAA